Molecule: messenger RNA, 2792 nt
Organism: Salmo salar (Atlantic salmon)
Lineage: Eukaryota; Metazoa; Chordata; Actinopteri; Salmoniformes; Salmonidae
Source: RefSeq, a predicted model, not a curated record
UAGAGGUACCUGUUUUGGGCAGCAUGAUUUUCCCAUGGAGAAAAGGCCUUUCUGGAAAGAUAAUAGUAAACUGUAGGGUCUUGAUGACAUAGUUUGGUGUGUUCUCGGUGUGGGAUGAGAUGGUAAAGAAAUAGCAAGUCCUGCGUGUAAAUCCAACAAUCAAGCUGGUAUGAAUAAAGACAUGGAAAUAAUGCGAAUAUAUAUAUAUAUAUAUUUUUUUGUUAAGAGCACAAGAUAAAUAAUAUCUACAUAACACUGGGACAAUGGUUUAAAAAAAAAAAUCUUUUAAAUUGAACUAACUAUUAUAAAACAACAUAAAACCUAAUUUCCAAAGAAUUACAUUGCUCUAAAGUGAUAUUCUAGUUUCACCUCCAUAGUAGCCUAACAUAUUCUAAUUUCAUAAGACCGGUUUGGGUUCACAGCACACAUAAACAGUGAAAGGACGAGGAAGAGGAAUCCAACCAACCCUACCACUGGCUAUUGUCUUGAGACACAGCGGGGAAGCUCAGACAAAUCUCUCUUAGUUGCAGGUGGUCAGGCGUAAGCAAAGAGUUAAGUCCCCGGGGUCUCUCUGCCCCUCCCCUUUGAUGUUCUGACAUCAUCUAGCCCCGCCCCCUGAAAGAUCUCUCUCUCUCUCUCUCUCUCUCUCUCCGUCAGAUUUGCUUUCCACAAACAACAAGUGUCUGUUCCCUCAGUUCAGUCUCUGUUCUGUUCUGCUGUGGAGUGGAAAAGUGGAGAGGAGAGGAGUGGAAUUCACAGGAGCUGCAUGUCCAGCCUCACAACUAGCUUAAGGACCAAGGGUUUGGACCAACCCUAUGAGCAAAAGACGCUAAAAAGACGCUUAAAAUACGUAUUUUUGGUUGAAAAGACGUUGAGAAUACAUAUUCUCAACCACUUUUGCUCACUGGGAAGCUACCCUGGGACUAGCUCUCUUGUGACAGUCUGAAAUCGAAUAUCUGAUUUGCUUCUUGGAGGUGUCAACAUUACCCAGACACGGGACAAGAAGACGUGCUGUGACGAGGAAGAGGCUCUUUUAUAUUUAGGACUAGCAGCAGUAGCCGUGAGCAACAACAGCGAAUGCUGAGGGCGAGGCCGCUGAGGCCGCAGUGUUUAGAAACAGAAUAGCAAUGGCUGUUCAAACUGCAAUCAUGAACUCUCCGUUCAUAAACUUCUGUUUCCCUGGGUCGGUCAUGAUGGAGUACGACAUGGAUCAGAGCCUGGACGGGAGUCCUCUGGAGGAGAGUGAGGAGAGAGGAGAAUACAGAGAAACCACCAGGAAUCUGCUCAGCUUCAUAGACUCAGCCUCCAGCAAUAUCAAACUGGCUCUGGACAAGCCAGUCAAAUCCAAAAGGAAAGUCAACCACCGCAAAUACCUACAGAAGCAGAUCAAGAGAUGUACAGGUUUCAUCAGUCCAACAGGGAACCCAGUAGCAGCUCCAGGAGCAGGUGUCAACAAGAGAAAAGGCUCUGGCUUUCCCACCCAGACUCAGCCUCAGACUCAGCCUCAGACUCAGCCUCAGACCCAGCCCGGCCCAUUCCAGCAAAGCAAACCCGUCCACAAGCGCGACGGAUUACAGGCUAACCUCCAGACCAAGAGCCUGGCUGCCCUUUUUAACUCCGUCAAGGAGCCUGUCAGGGGGGAGAGAGCCAAGAAGCCUCCACUGAGGCACCGUAACCUUCCCCCAUCCUUUUUCACUGAGCCGGACAACACCACCACCACCACCACCUCCCGAGUCACGUCCACCUCGGGCAUGUUCCUGGGUGAUCUGGAACGGGGAGGAGGGAACCCGGACUUCUUUGACCUGCUGGGGCCGGACUACAGUAACAUGCUCAGUGACCAGGAUGUGUUUCAGAAUCGCGGCCUACCCAGUAGGAUCAUCGACCAAGACAUGUUUCAGAAUCGUGGCCUGCCCAGUAGGAUCCUCCAGCACCAGCAGACUCAGGACAUAACAGACCAAGUCUCGCCCUACGACCCUCACCAUCUAGUGGGAGGAUUCUUGUAUACAGAGCCUUGGAGUACCUCUUCUCCUAAUAAGAAGGCAGGGGAGGGCGUACGGACGGGCCCAGGACCACAGACACCCCUGUACUGCCAAGCAGGAGAGGGCGUACGGACGGGCCCAGGACCACAGACACCCCUGUACUGCCAGGCAGGGGAGGGCGUACGGACGGGCCCAGGAACACAGACACCCCUGUACUGCCAGGCAGGAGAGGGCGUACGGACGGGCCCAGGACCACAGACACCCCUGUACUGCCAGGCAGGGGAGGGCGUACAGACGGGCCCAGGAACACAGACACCCCUGUACUGUCACUCUGUGUCUGAUUCCUCUGUGACAGGGUCUACAGAGGAUAGUAACUCACUGUGUACUCUGACCUUCCCCAACUUCUUCCCAGACUGCUCCGUGUCUCAGGUGUCAUACGGUCUGAGUAAUGGCGGUUACAACACAAGGGAUUUCUCUUCUCUCUGAUAACACACAUCCAUUAUUGCUUCCCUGUCUGGGACUACAGGUUGAGUAGCUGUGGUCCAAGUUGUUAGUGUGGCUACAGAUUGACAUACUGUCUAAUCCAAUCUAAUUGUAUUUUGUCACGUACAUAUUUUCCAGCAGGUAUAAAUGGUGCAGUGAAAUACUUAUGUGUUAGCUCCUUUCGACAACGCAGAACGUUUAAUCAAUAAAUCGGUAAUAACAAGUAGUAGAAGUAAUAGACGAGGUAGUAUGCAUAUUGAUAAUGUGGGUAUUUACAAAUAUAAAGUGGGUAGUGGAAUUAAUGGUAUAUAAUAAAACAGUAGCAUUGAU